CGAUAUCGACAUAUAGCAACAUUCCACACUCCCGACCAGAGGCCAACAGCGGCCUGCCAAAACUACCGGUACAAAAAUGCUAGACUCACAGUUGGUGUGGGCACGCGACAUACAGGAUGGCUACAUACAGGGACGCAUCAUCGAGAUCGGUGCGUCCGAAUAUGAGGUGCAGCCGGUGGAUGGAAAGCUGCCGAAGCGUAGCUGCAUCCCGGAGGACAUCUUUCCUUCGUGCGAGCGGCCCUCGGACAAUGAUGACAACUGCGAGCUGAUGUUUCUGAACGAGGCGACGCUGCUCGAUAACAUACGGAACAGAUACUACAAAGAUAAGAUUUAUACCUACGUAGCAAACAUCCUGAUCGCCGUCAAUCCGUACAAGGAAAUACCGGACCUUUACUCGAAGACGACGCUGAAGCGGUACAGCGGUAAAUCGAUCGGUGAACUUCCGCCGCACGUAUACGCAAUUGCCGAUAAAGCAAUCCGUGAUAUGCGCGUGCUAAAGAUUUCACAGUCGAUCAUCGUGUCGGGCGAAUCCGGUGCCGGCAAGACGGAAAGCACCAAGUAUCUGCUUAAGUUCCUGUGCGAUUCGGUAGCCGCGGCCGGUCCGAUCGAGCAAAAGAUACUGGACGCGAACCCGAUCCUGGAAGCGUUCGGCAAUGCGAAAACGACCCGCAACAACAACAGUUCGCGCUUUGGCAAAUUCAUCGAGGUGCACUACGACAAACGGUGCCAGGUGGUGGGUGGACACAUCUCCCACUAUCUGCUGGAAAAGAGCCGCAUCUGCACGCAGAGUGCGGACGAACGGAACUACCACGUGUUUUAUUUACUGUGCGCGGGUGCACCGCCGGCAUUGCGUGAACGGCUUGCCCUUACCAAACCGGACGACUAUCGGUAUCUGUGUGGGUGCACGCAGUACUUUACGCAGCCGAACACGGAAUCGCGCAUACCGGCGGGGUAUAAAUCGCGCGUGCACACCACAAAAGGACCGUUGAAGGAUCCGAUACUGGAUGAUUAUGAAGAUUUCCGCCAGCUGGACGAAGCGCUCGGACGGUUGGGAUUGAGCGAGGCGGAACGGACGCAAAUCUACUCGCUUGUUGCGGCGGUACUGCAUCUUGGCAAUAUACGGUUCGAGGAAAAUCCGGAAGAUUCGAACGGUGGGUGCCGGAUUACGCAGGAUUCGCAAACGUCGCUCAACGUGACGGCACGCUUGAUCGGAGUAGAUCCGUCCGAGCUGCGUCAAGCGUUGAUGUCGCGUGUGAUGAAGAGCAAAGGUGGCGGUAUCAAGGGUACGGUUAUUAUGGUGAUGCUGAAGGUGUACGAGGCAAACAAUGCGCGUGACGCACUGGCCAAAGCCCUCUACUCCAAGCUGUUCGAUCACAUCGUGGCGCUCAUCAAUCAGAACAUUCCCUUCCAGGCAUCUAGCUACUAUAUUGGUGUGCUCGAUAUCGCCGGUUUUGAAUACUUCACGGUCAACUCGUUCGAACAGUUCUGCAUCAACUACUGCAAUGAAAAGCUGCAGAAGUUUUUCGAUGACAACAUCCUUGCGGCGGAACAGGUACUGUAUGCGCGCGAAGGUCUCAAUGUGCCGGAGAUCAAGUACACCGACAAUCAGGACAUUAUCGAGCUGAUCGAAUCUAAAUCAAACGGUAUCUUCACACUUCUGGAUGAAGAAUCGAAGCUGCCGAGACCAUCGUACGCACACUUUACGAACGAGGUACAUUCGGCCUGGAACGGUCACUAUCGGCUGUCGUUUCCGCGUGCUUCUCGGCUCAAGGCGCACCGUUCACUGCGCGAUGAUGAAGGAUUUUUGGUUCGCCAUUUUGCCGGUGCCGUCUGCUAUAAUACGAACCAAUUCAUCGAGAAGAACAAUGACGCGCUACAUGCAUCGCUGGAAGGGUUGGUGCAGGAGUCGGAAAAUGCGCUGCUGAACACACUGUUCAGUGGCGGCGGUAAGCUGAUGAACGUGGGCAAACUAUCGUUCAUUUCGGUCGGUUCGAAGUUCCGGUCGCAGCUGAGCGAGUUGCUGGAGAAACUACGCAGCAACGGCACGAACUUUAUACGCUGCAUCAAACCGAACAGCCGGAUGAUUGAUCACGAGUUCGAGGGUAGCCUGGCACUGGCACAGCUCAAGUACUCCGGCACAAACUCGGUGCUGGAGCUGAUGGAGUACGGUUAUCCAUCGCGCGUACCGUUCAACGAGCUGUACAACAUGUACAAGAGCUAUCUGCCUCCGGAGUUGGCCCGGUUGCCGCCGCGUACGUUCUGCGAAGCAAUGCUGAUGUCGUUGAAGCUCAACUCGAACGAGUUCAAGUUUGGCAUAACGAAAGUGUUCUUCCGGCCGGGCAAGUUCGUCGAGUUCGAUCGAAUCAUGCGCUCGGAUCCGGAGAAUCUGAAGGCGAUCGUGGCGAAGGUGAAGAAGUGGUUGAUCCGUUCUCGGUGGAUCAAGUCGGCGUUCGCAGCGAUAUGCGUCAUCAAACUGAAAAAUCGCAUCAUCUUCCGAAACAAAUCGGUCGUGGUGCUGCAGAAAGCGGUCCGUGGCUAUCUGGUGCGUAAGCAACACCAGCCACGCUACCGGGGCAUCAUGAAGAUCAAAGCCGUCGAGCAUAAUUUGCAAAAGAUGCAAGCGAUUGCGGAGCAGCUGAAGGCGGACCGCGACAAGAUGCAGGCCAACAUCCGGGACGUGCAGGCAAUGCUGAAGGUUGCGAUCGAGAAGAUACGCAACAAUCCGACGAUCGGUGCGGCCGCCAUCGAUCGCCAGUACGCGGAAAUUAUGCACAGUAUCGAUACGAACAUGAAGCUGAUCAAUGCGCGCCUUCAGGAGCAACGCAAUGCCGAGGAGCAGGAGCGACUGAAUAAGAUCAAGCUUGCGCUGGAGGCUGAACGUCGUGCCAAGGAGGAAGAGUUGCGUCGCCUCAAAGAGGAGGAAGAAAAUAGGAAAAAAAAAACGGAAAUCGAGGCACGCCGCAAGGAGGAGGAAGCCAAACGCCUCCGGCAGGAGGGCGAAGAUCGGAAGGCUGCCCUUGCCCUACAGGCACAGCUGGAAAAGGAAGCACAGGAAGACAUACAGUAUCGGCAGCAGCUGGAGCAGGAACGGCGCGAUCACGAGCUGGCCCUCCGGCUGGCACAGGAAUCGAACGGACAGGUCGAGGACAGUCCGCCCGCGUUGAGAAACGGUACGCCAGAGGUCACGCCAUUGGGCAACGCAAACCGAUUGAUAAGAUCGGAAGCGAUCCGUGCACAACAGCAGCUGGUUGAGAAGCAGAAGCACGAUCUAUCGAAAUGGAAGUAUUCGGAGCUGCGGGACGCGAUCAACACGAGCUGCGACAUUGAGCUGCUGGAGGCAUGCCGCCACGAGUUCCACCGCCGGCUAAAGGUGUACCAUGCCUGGAAGGCAAAGAACCGCAAGCGUACGACGAUGGACGAGAAUGAGCGGGCACCGCGUAGUGUAAUGGAGGCGGCGGCACGUUCCGGUCCACCAAGAUUGACGCCGAAGCAAGAGAUCGUACCGACCGGUAGCGUUCAUCGCUACUUCCGCAUACCGUUCGUGCGACCGACCAACGGUGGCGGACCGGAAGUAGCCACCGUUGCCGCGAAUGCGGACGACAGCAAACGCAGCUGGUGGUACGCCCACUUCGACGGUCAGUACGUUGCACGGCAGAUGGAGCUGCACACGGAUAAACCGCCGAUUCUGCUCGUGGCCGGCAAGGACGAUAUGCAGAUGUGCGAGCUGAGCCUAGAAGAAACGGCACUGACGCGCAAGCGGGGCGCCGAAAUACUUGAGCACGAGUUUAACCGCGAAUGGGAACAGCACGGUGGCAAACCGUACAACCGAUUGAGUCCUAGGAAGUAG
Molecule: messenger RNA, 3847 nt
Organism: Anopheles maculipalpis
Lineage: Eukaryota; Metazoa; Arthropoda; Insecta; Diptera; Culicidae
Gene: jar
Product: myosin heavy chain 95F
Exons: 13
Coding region: 77-3847 (1256 amino acids)
Biological process (GO): endocytosis; actin filament organization; vesicle transport along actin filament
Cellular component (GO): actin cytoskeleton; myosin complex; cytoplasm
Molecular function (GO): ATP binding; microfilament motor activity; actin filament binding
Source: RefSeq, a predicted model, not a curated record